Molecule: messenger RNA, 2730 nt
Organism: Triticum turgidum subsp. durum (durum wheat)
Lineage: Eukaryota; Viridiplantae; Streptophyta; Magnoliopsida; Poales; Poaceae
Source: the annotation of a GenBank genome assembly
AUGUCAUGGUUGCUGCUUCCCUGCCUAGUCGCCGCCGGCAUAUUGCAAGCUCCUGCGCAGCCAAACCCAGCAGGUUUCAUAAGCAUAGACUGCGGUCUCCCGGGAGAGACGGGCUACGUGGAUAACAUCACUACUCUAUCCUACACCACGGACGCCAGCUUCAUUGACGCCUACGCCGGCUCAAACCACAACAUCUCAACUAAGUACAUGACCUCGACACUACCCAACAACUGGUGGUACACCCUGCGCAGCUUCCCCAGUGGGGCGCGCAAUUGCUACACUCUCGGAUUGCUCAUGCCUGGGCUAAAAUACCUGAUCCGCGCCAAGUUCUUGUACGGCAACUACGAUGGCCUCGAUAGGCUACCUAUCUCCUUUGACCUCUACGUGGGUGUUGACUUUUGGAUGAGGGUGAACAUCCAAGUAUCCGACACGUGGGUGUUGGCGGAGGCCAUCGUGAUGGUGUCGUGUGAUUCCCUACAGGUUUGCCUUGUGAACACGGGUGGUGGGGUGCCAUUCAUCUCUGCGCUAGAUCUGAGGCCGCUGAGGAACAAAAUCUACCCACAAGCCAACAUGACACAUGGCCUGGUUCUGGUCGACAGGAUCAACUUCGGACCAGACGAUGGAAGUGCUACUAUCAGGUACCCUGAUGAUCCUUUCGACCGCAUGUGGUUCCCUGCUUCUGGCGGUGCAACAGCUUACUGGGAUGAGAUAUCAACGGAGAUGAAGGUGGACAUUGGUGACGACCAAUUCCAGCCACCCCAGGCAGUGAUGCAGACGGCCAUCACGCCCAAGAACUUCUCCAGCAACAUAGAGUUCACCAUGGACCUCCAGAGUUCCCCUAGUGACCGGUCCCUGGGGUACAUUGAAAUGAUGUACUUCUCUGAACUAAAAUCUCUCCCCAAUAAUACACUACGACAAUACACCAUCUAUCGGAAUGGAGAAGAGACCACAACAGCCUACACUCCGCCGUACCUUGAUGAUGGUUACACCUACUCAACUGAGCCAUUUCAUGCCAGCCAGUACUUGUUGUCCAUCAACGCCACGGCCAACUCAACGAUGCCGCCCAUCAUAAACGCCCUCGAGCUAUUCUCCAUCAUUCCAACCACCACCUACGGCACCAACUCACAGGACGUGUCUGCCAUCAUGACCAUCAAGGAGAGGUACCAGGUGCAGAAGAAUUGGAUGGGUGACCCAUGCGUUCCCGAUACUAUGGUCUGGGAUGGACUAACAUGCAUCUAUGCCAGUUCCAAGCCCCCAAUUAUCUCAAACGUAAAUGUCUCCUUCAGUGGUCUGAAUUAUACUAUAUCACCUGAGUUUGCAAAUCUCACGGAUGUCCGAUACUUGGAUCUGUCAAACAACAACUUGAUAGGUUCAAUUCCAGACACCCUUUCACGAUUACCGUCAUUAAUAUUUUUAGAUCUCUCAAACAACAAGCUCAGUGGAUCAAUUCCCUUUGGACUUCUAAAAAAAGUUCAAGAUGGCUCCUUGGAUCUAAGGUAUGGCAACAAUCCUGACCUCUGUUCUAAUGGGAAUACAUGCCGGCCUACUAAAGGAGAUAACAAACUAGCUAUCCACAUAGUAGUUCCGGUAGUUGUUAUUGUGGCAUUAGUGUUAGUGGCAAUACUAUGCUUUUGGUUACAAAGAAAAAGAAAGCAAGGAUCAAUCAGAAACCCUGUGAAGGUGACGAAUGACGGCGACUGGAUUAUUUCACUUCCACUUGAGAACCGUCAGUUCACAUACAUGGAACUGGAGGUGAUUACGAACAACUUCCAACGACCGCUUGGAAGAGGAGGGUUUGGGUACGUCUUUCACGGCUCCCUGGAGAAGGGUACUGAGGUGGCAGUAAAGUUAAGGUCUCAUUCUUCAAAUCAGGGCAUCAAAGAGUUCCUUGCAGAGGCUCAUGUUUUAGCCCUUAUUCAUCACAAGAAUCUUGUGUCCAUGAUUGGUUACUGCAACAAUGGGGGGCACAUGGCACUUGUCUAUGAGUACAUGCCUCAAGGAUCCCUAAAAGAGCAUAUUGCAGGAGAAGAUGGCAACAUGCGAUGCUUACCCUGGAGACGAAGACUUCGAUUAGCACUUGAAACGGCACAAGGACUGGAGUACCUUCACAAGGGAUGUAGCCCACCUAUAAUUCACAGGGAUGUGAAAACCACCAACAUCUUGUUAAACGCAAGGCUGGAGGCCAAGAUUGCCGAUUUUGGCUUGUCCAAGGCUUUCAACUGCGAGGAUGACACCCACGUAUCAACUAACACAUUUGCAGGCACACUUGGAUAUGCAGCUCCAGAGUACCAAAGAACAAUGCAGCCGUCGACCAAGAGUGACGUGUACAGCUUUGGUGUUGUGCUGCUAGAGCUCGUCACUGGGAAGCCAGCCAUCCUACGCAAUCCCGAGUCCAUCCCCCUCAUCAACUGGGCACGGCAGCGGCUUGCAUGGGGCGACAUUGAGGGUGUGGUGGAUACACGUAUGCAAGGUGAUCAUGACAUCAAUGCCGUUUGGAAGACUACGGAGAUUGCACUCAAGUGCACUGCGCAAUCGCCCCUGCAACGGCCCUCCAUGACUGAUGUCGUGAUGCAGCUACAGGAGUGCCUCGACCUCGAGGAAGGCUUCGAACGAGGUGACAGUGGAUUCUACACCGAUAGUAGCAAUGGUGGAAUGAACCCAAACAUAGGUUACAACACUACCACAAACCAAUCCAUUGAUGUGAGCCACAAUAACGCUACUUUGAGAUAA